AUGACUAACCAAGCCCAAGAACAUAUUAGCCAACUUACCAAUCACAAAAGAAUAAAAUACCUCGAUAUCAGUAAUAGAGAUUUAACUGGUGAUGCUGAUUUAAAAGAAUUUACUGCUCUAACUAGUCUCAAUUCUUACAAUAAUAAAUUUGAAAACUUGGACUUCUUAAAUACUUUACCCAAUAAAGAACAGUUAAAGAAAAUAAACUUUUUUGGUAAUCAAAUAAAAGAAAUAGAUUUAAGUCAUUUAUUAAGCGCCUUUCCUAAUUUGGAGUAUCUGAAUUGCGAAAAUAAUCCAUUAAGAACUGUGCUGUUGGAUUUACUGGAAUACGCUCAAAAAUUAGUUAGUGGGGGUAAUAGUAGCCAACAGCAAAAUGCUCAAUAUUUACAGGCUCUUAUUCAGCAGGGAAGUUCGCCGAUUAAACCGGUUGAUAAUAAGGAAAAUGGUAAUAAUGCCCCUUUAUUAGUUGGUGGUGCCGUUGUCUUGGCCGUGGUCUCGGCUUUGGGAAUUGGUUAUCUAAUAGGCAAAAAGAGAAAGCAAAACUAG
Messenger RNA from Ambispora gerdemannii, 546 nucleotides. The record is from the annotation of a GenBank genome assembly. Lineage: Eukaryota; Fungi; Glomeromycota; Glomeromycetes; Archaeosporales; Ambisporaceae.